AUGGGUUGUUGUUUAACUAAAUAAACUAAACAUAAAAAGUAUGCCAAUGCAGGUUGUGAUGAACAUCCAAUUUAAUAACCUGAAGAAUCAAAUUAUUUUGAGGUUUGUCAUGAGCCUGUUGUUCCCAAAGAGGUGAAACCAGAAGCAUAGGAAAAAUAAGAAAAAUAAGAAUAAGAAAAAUAGAUCACUUGGACUGAAGGUGAAAUGAUAGGCCAAGGAGCAUUUGGUAGAGUUGUCUUGGGUAUGAAUAGGGUGAGUGGGUAAAUUAUGGCUGUCAAACAAGUAUUUAUCAAGAAUGGAGACGAGAAUAAAGUAUAAUCUAUCUAAAGAGAAAUUGAAAUUCUGAGUUAGUUACAGCAUCCUCAUAUAGUACGUUAUUAUGGUUCAGAAACAAAAAAUGACUAAUUAAAUAUUUUCUUAGAGUAUGUCAGUGGUGGUUCCGUUCUCACAAUGAUCAAAAGAUUUGGCGAAAUUCAAGGAGUCUUUAAUUAGAGAUUGCACUUCCUACACUCGAAAGGAGUAAUUCAUAGAGACAUCAAGGGAGCCAACAUCUUAAUCAAUUAAAAUGGAUAAGUGAAAUUAGCAGAUUUUGGAAGUGGAAAAUAAUUAUCUGAAAUCAAACAUGAUAUUGUUGGUUCCCUAUGUGGCACUCCAAAUUAUAUGGCUCCAGAGAUCAUCGAAUUAGUAACACUAUGGAAAGUAUCAUCAAUCUAUUAAGUGUUAAAUAGGAAGGCCGAUAUUUGGAGUUUAGGUUGCACAAUGAUUGAAAUGGCUACUGGACAUCCUCCAUUCUCUGAAGUUAAGAAUAUAUACACCGUCAUGGUCAAAAUAAGCAAGUUAACUGAGACCUUUCCUAUUCCUGAAGAAUUGAAAUCUGAGUAGGCUAGAGACUUUCUUAAAAGAUGUCUGCAACUGAAUCCAGAAGACAGAUGGGAAGCAGAAGAUCUCCUUUAACAUCCAUUUUUGAUUUCUAAAGAGUAAAGAUAUAGUGGUCUCAAUUCAGCAUAGGAAAAAAAGAAUGUUUUUAUUUCUGAUGAUCUACUAUUUUAAUUGAAAUCAGAACUCAUACCCAAUAAAAAUAAAAAGCUAUAGUUUUCAUUUUAGUUAGACGACGAAUCUUAAUCACAAAACGACAAUUAACAUUAAGAAUAAGAAGUACCCCAAUAUUAAGAGUAGUAAGGACAGGGGUCAUAGAGGGAGGAACCCAUCACAAAUAUCAUUAAGAUAAAUAAUAACAAUAAUUUGUAAUCAGAACCAGAUUAGGACGCUUACAAGGUAAUUAUCGAAUAGAAUUUCGAUGAUAGACUUGGCUUAUAAUAAUUCGAUUCUAAUUUAAAUUGUUAAAAAAACAAAAAAUUAAUAAUAAAUCGGCAAUGCUCGUUAAAUUAAGCAUUAGAUUAGGUUUUGAAUGAUGCAUUUCAACCAUAAUAAUCGAAAUCACUUAAUCCUUUAAAAAACUGA
This is a messenger RNA of Paramecium tetraurelia, 1461 nucleotides long. RefSeq lists its product as uncharacterized. Gene Ontology annotation, biological process: protein phosphorylation. The record is from RefSeq and is a predicted model, not a curated record. NCBI's taxonomy places the organism in Eukaryota, Ciliophora, Oligohymenophorea, Peniculida, Parameciidae. The transcript has 4 exons. Gene Ontology annotation, molecular function: ATP binding; protein kinase activity.